Messenger RNA from Quercus lobata, 483 nucleotides. RefSeq lists its product as uncharacterized. Bases 1 to 483 code for a protein of 160 amino acids. Lineage: Eukaryota; Viridiplantae; Streptophyta; Magnoliopsida; Fagales; Fagaceae. The transcript has a single exon. The record is from RefSeq and is a predicted model, not a curated record.
AUGUCUAUACGAGAGGGAGAGACUCUCAAGACUUAUUUGGACAGGUACUGGGAAAUGUUUAAUGAAAUAGAAGGAAAGAACGAUGAUGUGGCCAUAAUCACUUUCAAAGUUGGCCUCCCAGCCGAUCACAAUUUAAGAAAAUCCCUGACGGGUAAACCUAUUACCAGUGUACACCAGUUGAUGGAUAGGAUAGAUAAGUACAGAAGGGUAGAGGAGGAUCAACUUCAGGGAAAGGGGAAGGCCAAGAUAAUCCCUCAGGAGAGGAGGGAUUUCAGGUCGGACCGUUAUAACAGUAACCGACCCCGGAAGGACUUUGUCGGGAAGUCGGGUUCUGUGGACAUACAGGUGGUUAAUGCAAUAUUUCGAGAGCCAGUGCAGCAGGUUUUGGAGAAGAUAAAGAAUGAACCCUUUUUCAAGUGGCCGAACAAGAUGGCGGAAGAGCCUAGGAAACGCAACCCGAACUUAUAUUGCCACUAUCAUUAG